AAGUGGACCAUGAAGCCUAACUUGGUACUAACUUUAGCUAGGGCUUAGAUGCCCGUGGCACCACCUACAGCAAGGUUAGCACCUGUUAGUGUCGGGAACGGGUUGCCCUUGACCUCUUGCGGACUUUCAGCUGGACAAUUAUCGCAAUAGCCUCAUCGAAUGCGUGCGCGUCGCUAUUUUGAUGUUAGCCUAGACAUGCAUCUCUCCACAGUUCUUUAAUUGGUGGCUUGCAUUAUGUACUUCGUCAAUGGGAUACGAUUACUUCAGAUAAAUGUCCAUCAGGAUUCGGGAUCCCAAAGAUUCGUUCGCUUCCUCCUAUCUCCUUUACCAGUUCUCCAAACCCAGGGGAUGUUCAAUCGUUAAUACAUUCGUUCUUUUGAAUCUUUCUUGAUACUAAUAAUAACUACCACGAUGCUCUCUGCAAGGUCUCUACUAGUCAGUGUGGCUGCAUUGGCGCAUAUUGCUUUCGGCCAACCCGUUUCAACAACAACGAGCGCUUCGGCUCCGCAAUGCACCAAUGAUAGCCUACUGAGCCUUUUCUGUGAGGAUGAUCACAGAACGAAAGCCUCGUCCUUCUGCGCGAACUUACUUCAGACGGUUACUGCUACCUCUACUGUCCAGCCGACCACGACCAUUCUCACAACGGUAACAGUUACUCCUUCAACAGAUGUUAUCACUGCAACCAAUGUGAUCGGGUCUACCAUCACCACGAUUGAAUUAUCCGUCACCACGAUCCUCACUAUCGUUACGACGACCAUCAGCACAUUGACAGUCGUUGACACCAGCUUAACCACCGUCUCGAUAACCGAUUUCACCACCACAACAGACGUAGCGACUACGACGGUGACAUCUACCACUGUGGAAGUCAGCGUAACGACUGUCACACCGACUGCGACCGUUUUCAAGCGCGACAGCAAGUGCGGUGAUGUGCCUGACUGGUUGCGCCCAGUUGCGACGAAAGCGACCUCGGAUCUGGCCAGCGCCUGCUCCUGCUUGAUGUACCCUACUGCCACUACCAUCACUGUGACAGUAACGGGAUCGCCGAUCACAGAAUCUGCUCAGACAACUAUCUCUACCAUCGCGAAGAUCACAGAGACUGUGGACUUUACCAGUGUGACCACCGACGUAGAGGAGAUCAUUACAAUUACCUCUCCAUUGACAUCCAUCGUCGAAAAGACGGCUACAGCGACAGAGUCAACCACGCUGACUCUCACCGAGCAAUUCACCGAUGUUUCCACGGUCACAGUUACUGACACCAUCACAGCGGUUGCGGCCACUGCAACGACGAUAACCUCGACGGCUACUAUCGUUGCUACCACGUUCACACUCGCGCCGUAGGGCCAAUUAGCGAGCAUUAUCUUGGUUAACUCAAUCUUGCCUAUACGUAACACGUCUCGAUAGCCAAAUGGACUUUUGAAACAACCGGAAUCGUGAUAUUUAUUCUUCUGUGCCCCGGUGUGUGCUUGUUGCGUCAAAGUCUCCUUUUUAUUUCGUUACUUAUAUAAGAAAUACCGUGGUUUACAGACGAGAAAUCGCCACCAAGCUUUGUUUCAAAAGAAGAAAAAUACACAAAACGCCCGUAGCCGUAAACUCAGCUUUCUAAAAUUAUGC
Messenger RNA from Truncatella angustata, 1611 nucleotides. RefSeq lists its product as uncharacterized. The transcript has 4 exons. The record is from RefSeq and is a predicted model, not a curated record. The coding region runs from base 412 to 1338 and encodes 308 amino acids. NCBI's taxonomy places the organism in Eukaryota, Fungi, Ascomycota, Sordariomycetes, Amphisphaeriales, Sporocadaceae.